This is a messenger RNA of Triticum aestivum (bread wheat), 2888 nucleotides long. Its product is annotated as putative disease resistance RPP13-like protein 1. The record is from RefSeq and is a predicted model, not a curated record. NCBI's taxonomy places the organism in Eukaryota, Viridiplantae, Streptophyta, Magnoliopsida, Poales, Poaceae. The coding region runs from base 39 to 2888 and encodes 949 amino acids. The transcript has 2 exons. Gene Ontology annotation, molecular function: ADP binding.
UUCUUCCAUCUCUUCUCUUCUACCUCUGCAAAGUCUCAAUGGCAGUGGAAGGUGUUGCAUGGGGCAUAUCCGUCGCAGGAUGGAUCAUGUCCCCUAUCAUCUCGAGGCUUCUGGACAAAGCCUUGUCCUACUGCAAAGAUGACAAAAAAAAGACACUUUACCGCUUGUUGACAGACGUUCUUCCUCGCCUGACGCUUACUCUAGAAGCAGCAGAUGCCAUUAAUCAUAGGGCACUCUUUGAGGACAUGGUGAGUGGCCUUAAAUCUGCUUUCUAUGCCAUAGAAGAUAUCCUUGAUGAGCUGGAGUACAUUCGUCAUCAAGAGAAGCUGGACAGGCAGAAAAGUUUCUCGUCAAAAAUAGAGAAGAAAAAGUCCAUAAUUACUUUGGAUGCUGAAGCCGGUCCCUCGAUCCAGGAUAUUUUUGUCGAACCGAGUUUGACAUUCAAUGCAGCUUUAAAUGAUCGCUUGAAGGAUAAUAUGGCCAUGAUAGAAGAACUUAUUGAUAAAGCACAAGAUAUUAUUGCACUCGCGGAGCCGUCAAGCAAGGAUAAAACUGGUACUGCCAAAAAUACACAGGCAAGCACUACUUCAGAUCCAACAGCAGCGGUAAUUGGCCGAGAUGAGGAUCGUGACCGGAUAGCAGAAAUGCUCCGUGAUGAAAAAUGUGAUGGCAAUUCAAGAUCAAGUAUCAGUGAAUGUUUCUCAGUAAUUGGCAUUUAUGGCAUUUCAGGGUCUGGGAAGACAACCCUUGCACAACAUGUUUGCAAGUAUGAGGAAGAUGAAAAACGUUUCGACCUUAUUAUGUGGAUUCAUGUUUCUCCCAACUUUAGUGUGAGUGACAUUUUCAAGGAGAUGUUUGAAGCAGCUUCAGUAGAUAAGGAGAAAUCAUGCCGUACAUUCUGUAGCCUUGAUAUUUUGGAAAAAGAAUUGAAGAAGAAACUAGAAGGCAAGAGAUUCCUCUUGGUACUAGAUGAUAUCUGGUGCGAUAAGGAUUUUGAUAAGCAGAAGCUGGCGAAGUUACUUUCUCCAUUGAAGCUUGGAGAGAGAGGAAGCAAGAUCCUAGCGACUAGUCGCAAUAAAGAUGCAUUUUCAGAUCUAGGUCCUGGUGUGGCAUGUACCGUUUUCCCAAUAAGUGCCUUGGAUGAAAAGGUCUUCUUGGAACUGUUCAUGUAUUAUGCCCUUGAAAAUACAAAUGCAGAUGAUUCAGAUAAAAAAGAACUGAAAGAUAUUGGGGCUGCUAUUGCACUGAAACUGAAAGGUUCACCUUUGGCGGCUAGUACAGUGGGGGGACAACUACGUAAAAGAAAAAAUGAUGUUGGCUUUUGGAGAGAAGUUCAAGACCGGGACCUUCUGAAUGAGACAUUGGGGGCCCUCUGGUGGAGUUACCAGCAUCUUGAUGAGAAUGUUAGGCGAUGCUUUGCUUACUGCAGUAUUUUUCCUGAAAGACAUCGCUUGUACCGGGAUGAGUUAGUUAAACUAUGGGUGGCAGAGGGGUUCAUACAGACUGUUAAUGCAGAAGAGGACAUGGAAGCUGUUGGUCGGGAUUACUUUGAUGAGUUAUUGGCAACCUCGUUUCUGCAACCAGGAGGAUACCACCUAGGCAGUUUCUACUAUUUAGUCCAUGAUCUUAUGCAUGAUUUAGCCAAGAAGGCAGCAGGGAGUGAUUGUUUCAGAAUGGACAAUGGCUCCAGAAGAGAAGUUCCUCGUGAUGUUCGCCAUCUUUUUGUUGGGAAUGAGGGAAUGAACAUUAAGAAGAUUUUUGGAUUGAAAAACUUACGCACACUCAUUAUUGAUGGUAAGGAAUGGUCUACACGACUUAAUGAAGAGUUCUUUGCCAAAGUGUUUAAGAAGCUGCAAAAAUUGCGGGUACUGGCUGUAGAAAUCAAUGAAAGAAGAGUGUUCAAAAUUCCAGAUUCUAUUGUGCAUUUAAAGCAUCUGCGCUAUCUUGCCUUACGGAUGUUUGGCCAAUCCAAGUUGAUUUUGCCUAAAACAUUAGCCAAGCUUUACCAUCUGCAGGUUCUAAUUUUGUAUGUUCACGAUACAGAAUUCCCUAGUGAUAUAAAUACGGGCAACCUCACCAACUUGCGGCAUAUCAGCGGUGGUCAAAUUGGAAUAUAUUUUCCGAAUAUUGGGAGGCUAACAUCACUCCAAACAUUAAAAGUGUUCCAAGUGAGGACGGAACAUGGGCAAGAGUUAAAGCAGUUGAGGGACCUAAACAAGCUUCGGAGCUGUCUGGCAAUCCAAAGUCUUGAAAAUGUUAAAAGUAAGGAGGAAGCACAUGAAGCAAAGCUAGCUGAUAAGAAAGGACUGCAAGGACUGCGACUGUCCUGGAGUUGUGAUUCGACGUGCACGCCAGAAGUUGAAGCAGAGGUACUUGAGGGUCUUUGCCCACCCAAGGAUCUUAAAAGUCUAGGAAUCAUGAACUACCACGGAUUGAGGUACCCAAAUUGGAUGGUGUCUGAGAAGAAUGGCGGCCCAAAGCAUCUACAUGUACUUAAGAUCCGCGGCUGCAGUCGAUUGGGACCAGCUCCCCAACUUUUUGAGUUCUUCAUUCAUCUUCGUGAGCUCGUCAUUUCUGACUGCAGCUGGGACUGCAUGCCAAACAAUAUGAAGGACCUCAGGUCGCUCAAGACCCUAAUGAUUAUGAAUUGCUUGCACCUCAAAUCACUUCCAGAACUUCCCUUGUCUCUUAUGAAGUUUGAAGUGCAUGAUUGCAAUGAAGUGUUCAUGAGGUCGUGCCAACAAGUAGGUGAUCCAAACUGGGAAAAGAUUCAGCAUGUUGGCGUGAAUAAAACUGGAACUUUUGAAGUCAGGCUCCCAUGGACAAUGACUUUUUGGGAGGUAUAUACAUCUAUCAAUCUCUUUGGUCCCUCCCUUUCAAGUAAAUGA